Molecule: messenger RNA, 2738 nt
Organism: Helianthus annuus (common sunflower)
Lineage: Eukaryota; Viridiplantae; Streptophyta; Magnoliopsida; Asterales; Asteraceae
Product: cellulose synthase-like protein H1
Exons: 8
Coding region: 32-2293 (753 amino acids)
Biological process (GO): cellulose biosynthetic process; plant-type primary cell wall biogenesis
Cellular component (GO): plasma membrane; trans-Golgi network
Molecular function (GO): mannan synthase activity; cellulose synthase (UDP-forming) activity
Source: RefSeq, a predicted model, not a curated record
AAAAGUCCAUUCUUAGUAGCUUUGGUGCAUUAUGGCUAUAAACACUCAAGACUCAACUUGUCUCCCUCUGCAAGAAAAAAUAGUCCAUAACAACAAGACGGCUCGGGCCGUUGAGCUCGUAAUUCUUGCUUUUCUCGUCUCCAUGCUUAUUUAUCGGGUUGUUUCUUUCAAAGACCAAGAGCACUCUCUUCCAUGGUUCCUUGCUCUUCUGUGCGAGUUGUGGUUCACUUUUAUAUGGAUUCUUACUGUGUGUAUCAAAUGGAAUCAAUGCUCCACAAAAACAUACCCUGAUCGACUCUUGAAAAGGCUAAACGAAUUUGAGUUUCCGACAAUAGAUAUCUUUGUCACCACUGCAGAUCCUAUCCUAGAACCAUGCAUCAUAACAAUGAACACCAUAUUAUCAUUGUUGGCGGUAGAUUAUCCGGCAGACAAGCUAGCUCUUUAUCUUUCUGAUGACGCGUGCUCACCACUUAUAUAUUAUUCACUUGUUGAGACCACGAUGUUUGCAAAACUUUGGGUACCCUUUUGCAAAAAGUAUAAUAUCCAAGUUAGAGCCCCGUUUCGAUACUUCACUUCCAAGUCCAGCCGAUUUAAAGAUGUUUCUUUAGAGUUCCAACAUGAAUGGAAAACCAUGAAGAACGAAUAUGACGAUCUUUACAACAAGAUAGAGGUUGCAUCUCAGAGGCCAUUCACAUUCACAUGUGAUCAUAAUUCGGAUUUUGCGGAUUUCUGUGAUGUUAACCGGUCAGACCAUCUAGCUAUCAUCAAGGUUAUAUCAGAGAGCACAGGACUACCCCAUGUAAUAUAUAUAUCAAGAGAGAAAAACUCCCAACAUCAUCAUCAUUAUAAAGCAGGAGCUAUGAACGUUUUGACUAGAGUAUCGGGAGUAAUGACAAAUGCACCCCUGAUGCUGAAUGUAGAUUGUGAUAUGUAUGCAAACAAUCCUCAAGUUUUUCUUCAUGCAAUGUGCAUUGUAUUUGGUCACAAGAAUGAUCAAGAUUGGGGUUUUUUUGAAUUCCCUCAAGCUUUUUAUGAUGGAUUAAAGGACGACCCGUUCGGGAAUCAGCUCGAUAAUCUUUAUUAUGUCGAAAAUGGAAUAGCAGCACUUCAAGGACCUUUCUAUGGAGGGUCUAAUUGUUUUCAUAGACGAAAGGUUAUCUAUGGUUUAUCUCCGAAUGAUAAGAUAAAAAACGGAAGUAUAGGAAAUGAAGAUCUACAUAAAGUCUUUGGAAACUCACAUGAAAUGAGAGAAUCAGCAGCUCAGAUAUUAUCAGGAUCAAACGCAAAAAUAGAAAAUCAAAAGAGUCUGUCUAGUUUAAUCGAGGCAGCAAUCCAUGUUGCAGGUUGUACCUACGACUAUGGUACAGAUUGGGGCAAAAAGGUUGGUUGGCUUUAUGGAUCUGUGGCAGAAGAUAUUCUUACAGGACUCAACAUCCAUGGUAGAGGAUGGAAAUCUGUUGUUUGCUCACCGGACCCACUUGCUUUUCUUGGUUGUGCACCGCCAACACUUGUGAGUUCAUUGACCCAACAAAAGAGAUGGGCCGAUGGGGUUCUUGAGAUCUUAUUCUCCGAUAAAAACCCAUUACUUCUUACUAUAAAGGGAAACCUUUGGUUUCGACAAGCCCUUGCUUACUAUUGGAUAUGUUUAUGGGGACCUCGAUCCAUUCCAGAAUUAUGUUACGCAUCUCUUCCUGCAUAUUGUAUCAUCACGGGCUCUAAUUUUUUGCCCAAAAUUAACGAGCGACCUAUUAUUAUACAAGUGGGUAUUUUCAUCAUAUACAAUGCUUAUUUCUUCUGGGAGUGUAAGCGUCAAGGUAUGUCACUACGUAUGUGGUGGAAUUUACAGAAAAUGGGGAGAGUGACUAGUAUGACAGCAUGGUUAUUCGGGUUUCUAAAUGUGAUGCUAAAGCUUGUGGGUUUAUCAAAAUCAGUCUUUGAAAUAACACAAAAGGAAUACAAGUCAAUAGAUGGUGAUGAUGAUAAAAAUGUUGGUAGGUUUACUUAUAACACAUCACCAAUGAUUAUACCAGGUGUUUUCAUUCUAUUUGUCAACAUGAUUGCGUUGGUCAACGGUGUGUUAAGAUUAUUAAAGGUGGACUACAAUGAUAUAUGGAUGGAGGUAUUAGGUUUAGGGUUAGGAGAGAUGUUUUGUAGUGUUUGGGUGAUGGUAUGCUUUUGGGAGUUUUUGAAAGGGUUGUUUGGGAACGGGAAAUAUGGGAUUCCAUACCCAUCUAUUUGGAAAUCAGGAGUUUUGGCUUUCUUCUUUGUGCACUUAUGUAGAAGUUUUUCUUAACCGUUUUGGAUAAGAUGAUAUAUGAUUUACAUAUGAAGAUUGUAGUUCUUGAAGCUAAAUAGAACAUUUUUAUUAUAUAUAGAAAGCUAAGUAUCGACGAAUCAUGGACUAGAAUCGGUAAUAGACAUGUUGUGAAGUGUAAGUGAAAUUGUUUUAUCAAGGAAGGGAAGAAGAAUAGUGCAUGCAAUUUUAGUGGAGGAAAUAAAGGAACAAGUUUUUAAAUGGAUGAAAAAUCGAUCCAAAAGCUUUAAUACAAUGUGGGAGAAGGGGAGGAAAUUCGAUGGAAUUGAUUGACGACUCGAUUUAUCGUGGGGUGAUUGUAGUUUUAUUGUUUUUGUUUCCCUUUUCUCUUUUUAUGUGUGUGCAUUUCACAGCUUCUUGCUGCGUUUGGGUUUGAUAAUAAAGCGUUUAUGCUGUCAUUCAAAAAAACUAUAUUUUACUUUAA